UUGCCCUUUAUUGCAGACGAUCGUUGUGCGCGUCGAAGUAUUGCAUUCACAAUCUUUAUUCGUUCACUUUUCGCCUUUGGUGCCAUUUAUGUAGUCAGGUGUAUAUUUAAUGUUAGAUGUCUUCAUCCCUUUCCUGAAUAUCUAAGGCCUCCAACCAAGCAUUCCACCAAUGUGGACACUGCUCCUUCGGUUGUUCCUGUUCCAACUGUUGUAAGCCGACCAGCCCUUCCUUCGACAACCCCCGAAUCUAUGUUAUCAACCACCAUACGGAAUUCGCCUGUCAGGCUUCUCCUCAAUUCCACUGCAUCGAUUUCAGAUACAUUAAUAUCUGUUCAACCACAAUUCGCACUUUUUCCUUCUGUAAAACUUUCAUCAAGUGACCAGGUUGCAGAUCGAUCUGCUGUCGGUAACUCUGCUGGAGCUGUUUCGAAGAAAACUGAGUUCGAUUCGAAUUGUGGUGGGAACGAUACAAAUUCUUCACACUUCAGUCCAAUAACGAUUAUUAGUCCAACUAAAAUGUCUUCCUCGCCUCAAAUUAUGCCUCUCGUCCAAGAUACUGAACUGAGAUCUUUUGCUAGACCUACACUGAGUGGAAGUGCGUCAUUCUCCACCGUUCCAACUACUGCCAAUGCUAAAAUUCUGCCCAUCGCAGUUCCUGCUGACGCCGUUUCUCAUUCGUCUCCCAAUCUUUUAACUACUCUUCGACCCGCAAAAAGUGACUCUGCCAGCAUUUCGUCCCUUUCCACGGUGCAAGUAAGUGCUGCAGGUCAAUCUCUUCCCGAUCCAAUCGUUAGCUCUGCGUCGCCAUUUUUAAAGGCCUCAAGCCUUGUCUCUCAUUCUACUGUUCCUGUCGUAUCUGUUGAGGCGAAUCAACCAGCUUCCUUGAUAUCUGUCUCCAAAAGUGGUCAGUCUUCUAUUAGACCGGCGCCGAGGGUUCCAAUAGCAGUUGCUCCGAGUCGACCAAUGGCCACAGGAGUAGCACUAAGUCGUCCAUCUAUUAGCCGACAGCCUAUUAUUGCUCCCGUCUCUCCAAUAAAUUCAUCCACUUGUCCCCUAACUCCAAGUCGAAAACGUGCUCGGAAGCAACAACUUUUGGCCCCACAGGGAACAGAAUCUCCUUCCACUGCAACAGGCACCGGCGCGUCGUCAGCUGUGGUCAAUAUUGUUGAAAUGGUCGCAUCGCCGAACGAUGGUGCCUCCAAAUCAUCGAUUCCAAAGGUCAUUACUAGUCCAGUUGUAAACUCAGCUACAACAACUAUUUCGACGUCAACCCCUAACAUCGAAGCUGCUCUGCAAUCAACCAACCCUUCUCCGCUACCCAUUGUUACUGUGGCUAGCUCAAGCUCAUCUGGAUCGGGUCAGGUGCUAAAUCUACGUUUCCUGCAGGUCCGCACAGCUGCUAACAAUGUGCAAGCAGGAAAAGAAGUUGCGCCACAUCUUGAACAAGUUGCUAUGUCACCUGCGACUUCAUUGGUGGCACCUCAGUUUCAUAGCUUGGUUGUCAGUUCAUCCUCAAAUGUCGCGUUGGAUGAAGUGCAGCCACCCCCGACUUCAACACCGGCACAAACCACUACCGCUUCGAUUGCUGCGUCCUUGGUCACCGCAUCCUCCUUUCAUUCAGGAAGUAUCGCUCCCCAACAAUCAAUGUACGUUUUCCCCACUACGGCUGUUGCGACUCCUCUGAGGUCAACUUCGACUGCAACAUCGUCAGUUGGAAGUGUAGUUCAGGUGCGCUUUCGAGCUCCCACUCCUACGAAACCUCUUCUCUCUAACGCAACAGCUCAACAAACUGUACGAACUGCUUUGAGCCAAUCGGUGACAAGUAAUACUGUGCAAGGUGGCUUUCAUUUGGCGUUACAGCCUGCAUCUCCCCCUUUGAGAAAAGCUCCUUCGAUUGAUUGGUCUACUCCAAAACCCAGUACGCCAGCAAAGCAACCGUUAGCACUUUCUACAACUGCCGCGUCUGAGGAGUGCACUCGCCAGGUACCAUCGGCCUCUAUCAACGCAAUCCCGAAGGUGACUCCGAUGGAUAGCUCAGGUCAACCGACUGUGCCGAUUCUUCGCGUGCCCGAUCCCAAUUCUAGGAAUUGCUUCGAAAAUUUUAGUAAUGCAAACGCAACUAUGGCAUCCCCCUGCAAACGACCAAGGAAGCAAAGCAAUAACGGGAGUGUAAUAAAAAAGCAAUGUACUUGGGAACUGCGUACUGAUCCAAUGGACUCCAAUAAAAGUGUUUGGCGAUCUCCUCUAGAAUGCACAGAUCGGCUGUCACCUUCGUGCAACUUACAGGACUCUGAACGCACGGGCACCACUUUGAAAAAGGAAACCGUGUCAAUUGGGGCUGCAGAUUCGAUUAUUCAUGGUCGCCCUGUGAGAAUGCGCAUGUACAAACCAUUGCAUUCAACUUCACGUUUCAGUGGAGUUUGGAAGGGACCCAAAACUGGCCACUUCCUCAGGUCGUCUGAGAUACGGCAACGGUCAGAAGGUUCUCAGCAUCCUUUAUUCUCUCAAUUUCGAGCGUCAUCAUCUAUGAACAGGCAUCCUCUCGAGUCAGGGCUUCGACGCCGACGUCCGCGUGAUCCAGUACAAUAUGAGCAGUUAGAGGUAUUUGAAAUUGGCAGUUCUUGCAAGAAUCCUGACUUCUUUGCGCUCUCCGAACUGCUUGAGCUGAGAAAUCAACAAGCAGAAAUGGGUUUUGUGAAUUAUCCCGUGGACACAACUUCACCACUUGAUCUAAAUUGUUGGAGAAUUGUCUUAUGCCUGAAAAAUUGUGAGAAGUUGAUUGGCGUAGAAUAUGAGAAAUUGUCGACGCUUUCCAGGGCAUUUGAAGGAAUCUUUCAAAAGCGAUGUGAAUGCUGCAGUGGUCAGAGGAUGCAAGGAGGGCAGGCGUCUUCUGUUCGUGAUUUUAUCGAAGAUCAGCAACAGGAGUUGAUCACGAGGCUAUUCUUGCAGGCUAUCCCUCCUGCCUCUCCCUCCACCUCUGAGUCUCGCGCUGGGAAUUCAGAGGAGCUAGGGAAGUGCAAGAGGACUGACGAUAAGCCAAUGCAUUAUACAAAGGUUGGAAUGGACCUCAAAGUAAUUGAAGAACGUGCUAUGGGCUUGCUUCAGAGGAUACAGGCUUUGGUCGACGGUCUUCGGCGUGUGUCUAAAUUGUCUCGCGAUUUGAUUGCUGGCCAUCGGGAGCCCGUUAUUUCCUUCGUUGACGACCUAGAAUUCCUCCAGCAGAACGGCAGUGCUCGCUCCUCUACACCUUCUUCCUCUCGCUCCCCUCACCAUCGGCUAGACGAGGGCAGCAGUAAUAGUGCCAUUGGCAGCAGCACUAGUAGUGACACCGAUGAUGAAAUCGAAAUUGGUGACGUGAGGGUGCGGACGAAGCCUCUAGGUCCUCCCUCCUCAUCUCGUCCAGCACUAUCGUCUACUUCUAGUGGUGGCCGUCGAAGAUCAGUCUCCCCCAUGGUAAUAAAGAGCUCGUCUCCUGUUCGCGCUACCUUCCAUAACGGUCGGCGGAGGUGA
Hydatigera taeniaeformis is the source of this 3510-nucleotide messenger RNA. Lineage: Eukaryota; Metazoa; Platyhelminthes; Cestoda; Cyclophyllidea; Taeniidae. The record is from the annotation of a GenBank genome assembly.